GGGCCCGGCCGGGCGGGGCUCUCCGGCUCCCCGCGGGAGGGUCCUCCGCCCCGGGCCCUGUGAACCUCGGCCCCCGCGGGCAGGGCGCAGCCGGAGAGGAGAAGCCGGCCCCGGUGGUCCGUUCCCAGCCUCAGGAUGGAAAGCGCCGGGGCCCGUUGUUCCUCUGGAGGAAGCUGCGAACCUGACGUUGUCUGUGAAAAGCGCUUGUUUAAAGCCAAACUGCCCGAGCCCCUUGUUCAGCUGGCGUGCAGUCACCACCACUGUGCUUUCCCUGUGAAUGGCAAUGAGUUAUGCAUCUGGAACACAGCCACCGCUCAGUCAUUAUUUUUGUCAGGGCAUCAUUACUCGAUUUCUGCGUUGUCAUUCGGAAGUAACAUCAGUCCACCUCUUGUCUGCUCUGCCUCUCAUGAACGUGUGAUAGUGUGGAAUCUUGAUGAAUGUACACAGAAGGUGCAAGAAGGGUUUACACCUCAUGGAAUUGUUAUAAGAACUCUUUUGGGAAUGGUGCUUCAUGUAAGAUUUAGCCCAGAUGAUCAACAAGUGGCAGUAUGUGCUGGAAAUCGGAUCUACAUGUUAAGUGCAAAGAAUGAAGCUAUACUAGCUAAGUUGGAUGGCCACCUGGCUCCAGUGACUGCUGCUGAGUUUUGCACAUGGGAGAAAAGCAUGCUCAUAUCAGUGUCAGAAGACAGAACCUUUAAGGUGUGGGACUAUUCUACCGGCCAAUUAAUAUAUCAGUCGGGAAUAAUAACAGCAGCGUUUCCUUUGCUAAGUCUGCUAAUUGAUGAAGAAAACAAACAACUUGUCACUGGAUGUGCUGAGGGACAGCUUUGGAUCUUCAGUUUAAUCAGUGAUCAUAAUUAUCGUUGUGUAACACAUAUCAACUUAAAGAAAGAGCAAGAGAAAUUCUGUAAUAAAGUGUGGAAAUCUGGAAAAGAAAUAGGUGAAGGGCAAAAUGAUUCCAAGGUUUGCAAAACAGACAACACGAGACCAGAAGGAUCAGUGGAAACAUCAUUGCCUGUUCUCUUAAUUGAACAUUGUGACUUUUCAGUAUGUUUCCAUAAUGAAGAAAAGAUGUAUUCUGCCCUUAAUACUAGCUAUUUUUGGAUAGGAACCUCUACUGGCUUGUUAAUAAUUAAUUUGGCAAACUUUGAAUUAGAAGCUUUUUUGUCUUACAAAGAUUACAGUGACCUCAGCAUUCGGUUUGCCAGAUCAUGUGCACUGACAAAGAAGACAGUUAAUGGAAAGGUUUUGUGCUUGAUCACCUCCAUGUUUGAAGAUACGAUUGCUGUGUUGGAAGUUAACCUUGCUACAUUGGUGAGAACUCAGAACAAUGUUUUUCUCCCAUGUGGAAAUGAGAACAGUCUAUCAGUUAUUGCCAGGUGUUCUUUAUUGACAAAUUCUCCAUUGCUUAAAGGUUUAAAGAAAAACAGGAAAGAACCUUCUAGUAAAACAUUUGGAGUGAAAAGCACAGUGAAAGAUAAGCCAUUGGUUUUCCAUAAUAAAAUCAAAUCAUCAGGAUAUACAGCAGCACCACGAAGGACUAUGUUUUCUCCUAAUACUAACCUGAAUAAAAAAGAGGUAUCAAAGUGGAAGACCAGUUGUAAAUGUAAAAAUAAAGAAUAUCCAUUGGACGGGGAUCCUCCAAUCAAAUAUGAGAAACAGAUAUCUGUUACUUGUAAGCCAACUCCAAUUUUUUGUAUUCAGUAUUCUGGGGAUGGAGAGAUGCUGGCUUGUGGCCUGGCUGACAAAACUGUACUGAUAUUCAAUUCCAAUCUCACCGAUACAUAUAAUGUUUUUUCAGGUCAUGAUGGUGCAGUUAACUCUGUUGGCUGGAGUCAUAACAGGAAGUGGUUAGUUUCUGCGUCAGAAGACAGAACUUUAAGGGUCUGGUCAGUCUGCAAUAAGGAACCUGCCUUAAUUAUGGGUAAAGAAAACUUCGAUAAGACUGUACGCUUUGCGCAGUUUUAUUUUUUAGAUACAUUUAUAUUACUGUGUUGUGGAGCUGAAUUUCAUCUAUUAAAUUUCCAUCUAGACACAACCAAGGAUGACCUCAAACGAUACAAACAGAAGAGUGUUUGCAAACUGGUACAGAAAUUCCCCAUGGCUUCAACAGUGGAGAUUACCAGCCUUUCAGCAGUAAAUGAUUUUUACUCUUAUAUCGUACUUACAGCUGGCAGUAACCGAGCAUUGGAAGUUUUUGACCUCAAUGCAGGCUGCAGCACAGCAGUGAUACCAGAAGUUCAUACUAGAUCAGUCCAUCAGAUCUACCAAAAUAAGGGAUCAUCCUUCAGCACUCAGCAACCUGAAGCUUACAACCUUUUCAUGACCACAGCUGCAGGUGAUGGCAUCAAACUGUGGGAUUUAAGAACACUGAGGUGUGAACGUCGUUUUGAAGGGCACAGUAGCCGCUGCUAUCCAUGCGGAAUUGCAGUAUCUCCUUGUGGACGAUUUAUAGCCAGUGGAUCAGAUGACAAAUAUGCUUACAUAUAUGAAAUGCGUUCAAGCACUUUCUUACAUAAACUGGGGAGACACACAGAAUCUGUCAUCAAUGUCACCUUUAGUCCUUCAUCUCCACAGCUCACCACAGCCACCUUGGAUGGUAGACUCCAGUUGUUUCUACCCUGAUACUUGCCAACCUGUGGGGCUUUGGCCGUGGUACUCUGAGAAUAACAACUUGCUGAGAGAAAGAAGACUGCUAAUUGGCCAUAAGCAAGUUCCCUCUAAACUACAAUUUUCUUCUGUCUUCAUUUUCUGCAAGUUCCUCAAGCUGUUCCCAAAGUUUUUCUGUUGUACAAUCUGUUACCUUUAUUGCAAUAAUAAGUACAGAAGAUCAAGAAAAGAAGGAGUCUACUCAUUCUGAGUAGACCUCAGAAGUGGCUUUCAAAGGACUUACUAAAUGUUUAUAGUUAGUUGUAUUCUGUAGUGCUUUGCUAGUCUGAGACUACUUUAGACUGAAAAUGCAAGCAAAAUAACAAGUGUUACAUUUUUAAAGCUAGAUCUGUCUCUGACAAAAUUUUUAAAUUAAUUUAAAAGAAAGAAGGAUUGUAUAUCUUUCUGAAAUGCCAUGGGAGUCCUGUUAUACUUCUUUGGGGUUACUGGAGUCAGCAUAGCUGUUGUUUGAAAGCAGAGUUUUACUGGCUUACUAUUUACACUGCAUUCUGUAAAUUUAUUAGGGAAUAUGUGACAAAUAUCUUCUCUUUAGAAGAAACUAUUUCUGUCUUUUAAAUAAUUGUUAAAUAUUUUCAGAAAUGUUAAAGUAAUAUGAGAAUAAAAUAA
Molecule: messenger RNA, 3276 nt
Organism: Lepidothrix coronata (blue-crowned manakin)
Lineage: Eukaryota; Metazoa; Chordata; Aves; Passeriformes; Pipridae
Gene: WDR27
Product: WD repeat domain 27
Exons: 24
Coding region: 136-2625 (829 amino acids)
Molecular function (GO): protein binding
Source: RefSeq, a predicted model, not a curated record